This is a messenger RNA of Cladocopium goreaui, 2256 nucleotides long. NCBI's taxonomy places the organism in Eukaryota, Dinophyceae, Suessiales, Symbiodiniaceae. The record is from the annotation of a GenBank genome assembly.
GCUGUAACAUGCUGUAACCAUCCAUGGCAAGCCCACCUCCUUUGGAGGAAAUUUCAAGUCCAAGCGAGGAGCCAAAGUUGAUUGGAUCAAAGUCUGCUGGCUGGUUGCCUUCCAUUCGGCCACUUUCAGGGGUUACGGCCCUUCGCCUGCAGCAGACAAAGUUUCUGUCAGUGCCGCAUGGCAGUUUCUCACCGGCUUCGACCCAGACCCCCCUAGCAACCACAUUGGAGGACUGGACAUUCUCUGAUGGUUGGGGUACAUCUUCCAGGGCAUUCCAACAGGUGUCUGCUAUGAAUGACAGCCAUGUCGGGCUUCGCAAAAGCAAGUCAGACGGUGCCUUGCAUGGUCUGUCCCCAAAGGCUUCCUGUGAAAAUGCUCGAGCCGGAAGCACCAUAUUCGCCUUGGGAAAGCAGAAGCGAUCUGGAGCAACUUCGUCAGGAAAGACUGAAUUCGUUGACCAGGCUAAAUUGGUGAAAGACUUUGACAAGUUGACUUCAGCCUUGGGAGAGGUCAAGAACUUGUUCGAGGGCUUUGAUCCACGUAGAUCGCCUAAGAAGAAGAUGACUCUUGGUGAUCUUCUUGCAGGUGCCCACGGCCAAAAGGACGACAGUGGCCAAGGAGACGAUGGUGAUGCCGAAGAGGCCCUCCGGGAGGCCAAAGAGCGCUUGGCCGAAAGGCUGCAGGCCUACAAAUUUGCACGCCGGAUAGAACCUGAAAUGCCUUCGUUGGGACCACUUCCUCCCAGUGGCCUUUCGCCUAGGAAGGCACCUCUACAAACUCUUGUGGUCCGCAACACAUCACAAGAGGCCAUCCGGGUGUGGCUCCCACACAACCGCAAAGAAAGGAUCUGCAUGUUUGCCGAGGACAGAGAUCACCGACGCCGAGUUUAUCAGAGCCAGCGGAUCCGGAUGAUGGAGGAAUCUGCAAGUAUCUUGCAGGAGGACCUUGAGCGAAAAGAGGAACAAGCAAAAAACGCUGUGGAGACUCGAAAGCUUCAGGCCAAGUUGCGAACAGAAAGCAGGGACUUUCCGGCAGCAAAAUGGUUUGCGCUGAUAUGGGCAGCUGGCUUUCUGCGGCAGAUCCAGCAGGAUCAGAAGCAGCGCAAAGUACCCGUUUUGGAGCGUGUGAGCUACUUGAAGGAAAACCAAGACAGUUUGCUUGUGAAGAGGUCCAAACUAACUUCUCCACAAUUGAAGGAGGCGCUUCGGAUGGAGACUGUAGUGCAAAGCCCUGCUGUGUCAAGGCUUUUCACGAGCUAUGUGGCAUCAGUCAAGAUGCGGCGCAAAAUAUCGAUGGCAAAGGUGAACGCAAGGAAGGUCUACCAGGCGAUGCGCAGUUGGCAGGUCGCUGGUCGAGUUAUUUUUGCACUGAAGAAUGUGGCUUUUCAGGCUCGAAAGCUUCAAAGGUUCUGGAGAGCAUGUUCAGUGCGGUUGCAUGAUCAGCGGGAUAAGAUUUCUCAGCGCUGGGAACGCCUGGAGCGACAAGAACUCACCCAGGAGUUUUCCAAGUGGGAGCGCCCUCCUGCAGCGGGCCGCCGUGGUUCAACGGCCUCCCUGUCGAUGGAAGACAAGAUCUCACUGGAAAUGGUCCCAAAGGCUGAAAGAACCACGUUCCUGGAGCAUGAAUUAAGGGCAAGGCGUUACUUUCUGCUGCCUGCAAUCGCGAAUUGGGAGAAAGAGUGCCAGCAGUGGCAUGAAAAUUACAGUCGGCGGCUUGAGUCAAAGAGGGCUUACCAAGCGAUGGGUCAAGAGUUUGAAGAGUCAGCAGACAAUGCCUUUUCCUUUCCACCAAGCCGACCCAUGCAUUUGCCACCUGCACAUCCAGUGGGUGAGGCAACCAGAGGGGCAAUCUGUUCCAUUGGCUGCCCGGGCCGAAGAGGUGACGAGGAAAUCUUGGACAUGUGGCGCCGAUGUCGACAAGAUCCCUUGAGCUGGAAACCUGUGCCAAGGACGGGCGUGAAAGAGUUUGCAACAAAGAAGGAAAAAAGGGUUGCCCUUGCAGAGGAUUCGCCGAAGUUUACAUCGCUGGAUGCCUUACUGGACAAUGACAAGGAUCAAUUCUUUGGUGAUGCACCAGAUGCGGAAGCGAGAGCCUUCGGUGUUGAUGCUGCGUUGAUGCCAGGUGGUGAGCCACCAGCAGAAGAUGAAGCAUUGCCAGUGUCACUACCGUGUUAAUUGCGAUCAAACGGCUAACUGGCUGGCACAAGUAGAAAACAAAAAACAGCUCUAAGCUCAGGAAUGGUUGGUAAUUGGUGUU